Messenger RNA from Poecilia latipinna (sailfin molly), 1342 nucleotides. Its product is annotated as 3-hydroxy-3-methylglutaryl-coenzyme A reductase-like. Gene Ontology annotation, molecular function: hydroxymethylglutaryl-CoA reductase (NADPH) activity. NCBI's taxonomy places the organism in Eukaryota, Metazoa, Chordata, Actinopteri, Cyprinodontiformes, Poeciliidae. Gene Ontology annotation, cellular component: endoplasmic reticulum membrane; peroxisomal membrane. The annotation marks the transcript as partial. The transcript is spliced from 3 exons. The record is from RefSeq and is a predicted model, not a curated record. Gene Ontology annotation, biological process: coenzyme A metabolic process; isoprenoid biosynthetic process; sterol biosynthetic process.
GGAUCGCCAGUGACCGAAAGAAACUUUUAAACAAGUAAAAAAAAAAAAAAGAGCCUUUAGGGAACAAGACAAGGAGCAAUUGAGAAGUCUACAGAAAGAGCUCAAUGUCAAGAUUAGAGACAACAAGGAGAAGUACAGGAAGAGGCUGGAGAAUAAACUGCAGAAGGAACAAUAUCAGAGAUGUGGUCAGGGAUGAAGAAGGUUACAGGCCUCAAUUAAAAGGAGGAUCAGACGGAUGGAAGUAGGGACAGAGCAAAUGAGCUCUGUUCAACAGGUUCAGCUCAAGAACAAGCUCAUCAUUCUCUUCUCCUGACCCCAGACAGACAUCCCACCCUGUGUAGGAUUCUGCAGCAUCUCUUCAAACUGUCGUGGAAGACAUCCUCCUGGUCCCAAUACCAAAGAAAACUCAUCCAUCAGUCAUCAACAACUGCAGGCCUGUUGCCCUGACAUCCCACAACAUGAAGGUCCUAGAAAGAAUCCUGUUGGCCCACCUGAGUAAGAAGACAAGCUCAUAUCAAGACCCUCUGCAGUUUGCUUAUCAAAAUAUAGUUGGAGUUGAUGAUGCUAUCAUACACCUGCUUCAACAAACUGUCUUCUGGACAAAGCAGGCAGCGCUGUUGGCAGUUCCUCUGGGGGGAACCUCAGAUGUAUAAUACAAUACACUCCAAUUUAGUUGACCAUGUUACGAUAAAACGUAUCUAAGAAAGCUCAGCAGAUUGCCGUUGAUUAUUAAUUUUUGGAUGAUUUCCUCAUCCAGAGGAAGCAUAUUGUGCCAGUAGGGAGAAACAUCUCUCUAACAGUGCUCGGUAUGAGUGGUGGUCUCCAGCACGUAGAAACACUAUGGAGGUUGUCUCACAAUUGAUUUCCCUGUUUUUCCCAUUCCUCAGGUUUUGAAGACUACAACUGAGGCACUGAUAGAAGUUAACAUCAGUAAGAACCUGGUUGGCUCUGCCAUGGCAGGUAGCAUUGGUGGAUUUAAUGCACAUGCUGCCAACUUGGUGGCUGCCAUCUACAUAGCCUGCGGGCAGGAUCCGGCCCAGUCAGUAAGCAGCAGUAACUGCAUUACUCUCAUGGAGCCAUCAGGGCCAACAGGGAAGGACCUGUACAUCAGCUGUACUAUGCCCUCUAUAGAGGUGGGCACUGUGGGAGGAGGCACCAACCUGCCCCCUCAACAAGCCUGCCUCAAGAUGCUGGGAGUCCAGGGUGCCAGUCAGCAGUACCCAGGGGAGAAUGCCUGCCAGUUGGCCAGGAUUGUAUGUGCCACAGUGCUGGCUGGAGAGCUCUCACUGCUGAGUGCUCUGGCUGCUGGGCACCUUGUCAAGAGUCACAUGACUCAUAACAG